This is a messenger RNA of Anopheles merus, 906 nucleotides long. Its product is annotated as protein THEM6. The record is from RefSeq and is a predicted model, not a curated record. The coding region runs from base 93 to 683 and encodes 196 amino acids. Lineage: Eukaryota; Metazoa; Arthropoda; Insecta; Diptera; Culicidae. The transcript has 2 exons.
UUUUCGUGGCAUAGCAGCCAUACGAAGCCUCAAUAGUUGUGGAACGGUUUCUGCUGAGUGUGCACCUGUGUAGUAGUCAAUCAAUCACGAAAAUGUUCUCCUGCGCCCUGCUGGUGGGACUGCUGGUCCUGUACAUGAUCUGGGAUGUGAAUUACUUCCUUCGCUGUGUGGCCACCCUCGGGUACGGUAUGCUGUUCCAGCGCAAACGGAAGGUGACCGACCAGACGGCCAUUUACGGCCUCUGCACUACGCAGGACGUGGACAUCUUUAUCCGCCACAUGAACAAUGCACGCUAUCUGCGCGAGCUCGACUUUGCACGCUUCCACUUUUACGGGCUGACGGGCAUCUAUGGCAAGAUUAAGGCCAAGCGGGGUGGCGCUGUCCAGGGAGCGUCGAGCGUGCGCUAUCGCCGAACGAUCCCCAUCUUUACCGCGUACAAAAUCACCACCAAGCUGGUCUGGUGGGACGAGAAGGCCAUCUAUCUGGAGCAACAGUUUGUGACGCUUGCCGAUGGGUUCGUGCGUGCCGUCGCCAUGUCCAAGCAGUGCAUCACCAACGUGGACGUGCUGGAGCUGAUGAAGGAGUUUCCCGGUGCCGAGCAGCGGCCACCGAUGCCGGAAGAGCUGAAGCUGUGGCUUGACUCGAUCGAGCUGUCCAGCCAGAAGCUGCGCAAGGACAAGUAGAAUCGGCCGAUAGAUUAGGGAGAAUUAAUUUGGCGGUGACUGUCUGGUUACCAUUGUGGGCAUUAGCUUUGUAUUUUCGUUGGGCACAUUUUUUGUUGGGAAAUUGGAACCUACUUGCUAUGCAAGACAUUAAGCUUAAGUGAACUCAUACUCAUCAGCACAGACACACACACAUAUCUCAGGAUCUGAUCCCUUGACAAUAAAGUUUUGGAACGCUCCGUAA